AUGAUCAAUGGUCUGGAAGUCCCGGGUUUGGAUCCGAGCCUUGUGCUUAACGAGAUUCGUGCUCCGGAAAAGUUCGUUACAGCCUUUUUAGUGAGGGAAAACCAACUAGUAGUGGUGAAAAGUAACAAGGUAGAGGUUCAUGGGUUUCCGGUGCCUGAGAGAGUGCCAGCGGUAACUGCCAACCUCAAUGGCCAUGUUUUGGCGGCAUGUACGUGCCAGGACUUGGUUUUGAAGCGGUCAUUCGCCUUGGUGUUCUACGAAUCAGGCGUAAUCGAAGCAAGGAACGAAAAGUUGGAAGUACUGGAUAGUUUCCGGGCUUUUGAAGGCGAACCGCCCGAGAAGCCGCCAUUGGUGGCUGUAGAUGAAAAGUUCAAUCGCAUGUUCGUGUCCUGGGACCGUCUCUCAGUGGUGAAGGUUGAUUAUCAGACGGGGUCGCAGGGAUUGAAGUUCACGAGGUCCAAGCCGCGGCGCAGUGCUCUUUUCGAGUCUUCAUACCCGAUCGUCGCUUUGGAGUUCCUUUGGAACCUCGCUGACGAACUUCAAGAGGUCUGCAACAUCUGUGCCGUUUCUCAGUCGCACCCGGCCAGCCCGCUCCGGUUGGAGCUUUGGGAUGAACUUGAUCUCUUGCGCAAUAAAUGGCAGCUGGCUUUUGUGACGGAUGGGCUAGAGCUGACCCCUUCAUGUGAGGUUUCCCUGGCUGCGAGUGCGGGUCUCGGUUUUGCUUGCUUCACCCCGCAGCGCACCUUGAUAGUGGAGAGCGCGCGCUUGUAUGAUUCCAGGAAACCCCAUCAGGAUCUUCUGAAAUACCUUGACGGGCCCUGCCCUAACCUUGAUACUGCAGAUGCUCGCGUUUUCAGUGCUAGCCGCCAUUUCAUUCAGGAAAGGCCCACUUUUUAUGGAUGUACCAACCACGGCAAGAUUUUUAGACUUGAUAAGCCUUCAGAAGCCACGACAUCGACACCGAAUGUGACAAGCGGACCUGCUCUGUCGAACACAGUCAGCCCGAGCUUUAGAUCAUUGCGUAUUCCGCAACUCGAGCUAAACCAAAAAGAUAUAAUUGAGCAAUUCGUGCAUUUAAAGGGCUCGAUUUUUCUUGUUUCAACCAACACCGCAGGUGUGUUGCUCUUGGACCUGGAAAGCUGUAAGAUUGUUGCGGAAAUUUCCUACCAAAGUGCGUCUUCAUUAAAUGCUACUUUAACAGGUGGUCAAAACAGCUUUCCGCAGCUUCUUGUUUCGGGAGGAUCAUCCGGUUGUCGCGGGUUUCUCGAUUCUAGCCAGCUUGGAUUCGAAGAGGAAAUGCAGCUCGAAUUUGUCAUGCGUGUCGAAACAUCUGGGAUCGAGAACAUAUGGGUCACAAACAAUGGCCCUUUUUGGACUGAAACUGAUGGCUGUCUUUUCAGCAACAUGGGGCUUGUUGAUACCGAUGGAGACGUCCUCUUUGUAGCACCCGACGGCAGCGUACUCACCGGAAAAACCGGGGAAAUCAUAAUAGCACCUGUCGCGGGAUCGGACACAGGAGAGCUCAUGUUUGUUAGGCGUGAUGGCUCCGUGAGCUGGUCCUUCUCGGAGAUUAAGGCCAGGAUACCGAACUUUGAAGACGCCGCAACUGUUAAGUAUAUUGCUUCCGCUGCCAAGUUAUUAGAUGGAACAACGCUGUCAGUCGUGGCCUGGGACGCUAAAUCGCUUUGGAUUUCUCGGUCAGGGGCAGUGCAAGUUUCACUCGAGGGCAUGUCUAGAGUGUCAGACUGCUUAAUCAAGGCUAACGAACACUGCACAAGUGUGGUAUUUUCUGAUGUCUCAGGGAAUGUGCACAUCUACAACCUUAAUGGAGUAAGAGUCGCUAAUUUCAAGACAUGCGACCACAAGUUGGCGCUUGUCGACUUUCCGGAAACUGACCGCUUUUUCAUCUCAUGUACUGAAAGCGCAUUUUUGUCCCACAUCCAUCAAGACGGUGUUACUGCGGCGGAAGUUGCAUUGCCCAUACGAGCAAAGCGCAUAAAACCUGUUUCCUCGUCGAGGCUGCUCGUUGUUGCCGCAAAUCAAGACAUUUACCAUAUUGAUGUCAGCAACCUAACUUCUGCGCAGUUAAAAUUGGUAAAAAAAUCCAUUGUGUGUGAAUCGCAUCUUUUCACGAAGCAUACAUCACUUCCAAGUUCCCGCAGGUAUGUCAUUGUUAGCGCCUUGUCAUCAUGUUUUGAUGAGUUUAGAGAAAAAGCGAUAUACAGAACAGAGCUUCAAGUUUAUGACAUUGUUACAGGAAAGCUAGCGUCCACCUUCGAUAUCUCCCGGCAAUAUCCACAAGCGAUUAUUUCAGAUUUGAUACCAGUGCCAUUCCAAAAGCGUGUUUUGUGUGGAAAGUAUAUUGACACAGAGACAACCUUCGCGAAGCAACUGGUCUUCGGAAAGUGUCUCCUCGUCUCUCUGAACUUUGAAACGGCCGAGGAAGAUAUGGACAACAAUCUCUUGUUGUUCACGUUAGAUGAGAUUACUGGUGAGAUUGAAUUGCAACUAAAGUUCAAGCUAUCGUUUUCCAUUGAUACACUGUUUAGUUAUUCCAAUCGCAUUGUAUUCGCAGUAGGCGAGUUUUUGCAAGCGCUGCAGCUGGACUACUCCGUAAAAGAAAACUCCUUCAAUAUAAAGAAGAUUUCAGAGCCUCUAGAACUGGACGGACAUACAAGAGGCUGUUUUGAGCUUCCGUCGUUGGCAGCAGUGCCACCGCUUCGUGUUGGCGAUGUCAAGAAGCGCAAAGCUGAUAUGGCUGGCCAAAGAGAAUCGCUCGGCGUUUUUAAUACAUUCAAAGGCAUUCAGCAGUUCGAGCUCCAGGUUGAUGUAGUGACUCGGAUGGCAGCUGGAACUAUUAGUGCGAAUCUCCAGGGAGUGAGGACUAAGCACUUGCGGCUUUCCGAAUAUUACAAGCUUUUAAAGCCGCUGCAAGAGCUGCAAUUUCUUGCAGCGGCCUGUGUGAGUUUUGACAAAGAGCAGGGAGUGAACUUCGUGACUGCGGUUGACCACCUAAAUGAGGUUCACGUUGUUUACGAGGUCGAGAAUGGGCUUCCUGGUGAGCCAUGCGAGGCCAGCGACGAGGCAAGUUUUAGGCUCCCACAUCAAGUCACAAAACUCGAACCGGUGGGGAGUUCGGCCACAUCCAGUUGGGCCUCGGCCCUCAACAGGCCAUGUGAGCAGCUUCACGAAAUUUUCAAGCCCCUCUGCCUUCUCAGCACCUCUGAUGGUGGAUGUUACCUGUUGAGUUUUGUUACGAAGCAGGAUACUGUAGGCACUAUAGGCAUGAGCAACUCUUCGCCCUUUCGACACGAGCCCCCCACUCCAUUUUGCAUACAGGGAGCUCUCAGCACACUUUUCACACAACGCACGCACAGCACACCCUAG
Molecule: messenger RNA, 3387 nt
Organism: Lachancea thermotolerans CBS 6340
Lineage: Eukaryota; Fungi; Ascomycota; Saccharomycetes; Saccharomycetales; Saccharomycetaceae
Gene: MLO127
Product: Mlo127p
Exons: 1
Coding region: 1-3387 (1128 amino acids)
Source: RefSeq, a predicted model, not a curated record